Molecule: messenger RNA, 972 nt
Organism: Aspergillus puulaauensis
Lineage: Eukaryota; Fungi; Ascomycota; Eurotiomycetes; Eurotiales; Aspergillaceae
Exons: 6
Coding region: 1-972 (323 amino acids)
Cellular component (GO): cytosol
Molecular function (GO): aldose reductase (NADPH) activity
Source: RefSeq, a predicted model, not a curated record
AUGUCUCUUGGACGCUCUUUCAAGCUCAACUCGGGACACAGCAUUCCCGCAGUCGGUCUGGGUACUUGGCUCUCCAAACCUCACGAAGUUGAGAAUGCCGUCGAUGCUGCGCUGCGCGCAGGGUACCGCCAUAUUGAUGCCGCUGCAUGCUACCUAAACGAGAACGAAGUGGGAAAUGGAUGGAAGAAAUCUGGUGUGCCACGAGACCAGAUCUUCAUCACGAGUAAGCUGUGGAACACGCAUCACCACCCCAAAAAUGUCGAGGAGGCACUCAACAAGACGUUGAAGGAUCUUCAGACGGACUAUCUCGAUUUAUAUCUAAUUCACUGGCCCGUCGCAUUCGAGCACACAAAUGAAACUCUCACUCCGAUUGACCCUACAACGAAACGCUUCCGUCUAGCAGAUGUACCAAUAGCUGAUACUUGGAAGGUGCUGGAGGAUUUCGUCAAAGCGGGCAAGAUCAGGAGUAUCGGUGUCAGCAAUUUUACCAUCGAAAAGCUGGAAGAGCUGCUCAAAACUGCAGAGAUCCCUCCUGCCGUCAACCAGAUCGAGGCUCACCCAUACCUCCAGCAGCCCAAACUUACUCAGUACUCCAAAGACAAGAACAUCCUCACAGUCGCCUAUAGUCCUCUCGGAAACAACAUCUACAAUGCACCUAGAGUUGUUGAUGACCCCACCGUCAAAGAAAUUGCCAAUCGUCUAGGCAAAGACCCAGCAGCCGUCCUGAUCUCCUGGGCAGUGCAACGUGGUACAUCUGUCCUACCAAAGAGUGUCACGCCGUCCCGCAUUGAGGGCAACUUCCAGGACUUUGUCAUUCCGGACGCCGAAUUCGAAACCCUCAACAAGCUUGACAGAAACCAGCGCUACAACUAUCCCUUCCGAUGGGGAAUUGAUAUUUUUGGGGAGCUGGGAGCUGAAGAGGCUGAACGUCGAGCAGAACAAAAUGCUGCAGAACAAAGAGCGGCUGCAUGA